This is a messenger RNA of Ceraceosorus guamensis, 4392 nucleotides long. RefSeq lists its product as hypothetical. The coding region runs from base 1 to 4392 and encodes 1463 amino acids. The transcript is spliced from 9 exons. Gene Ontology annotation, biological process: cellular hyperosmotic response; phosphorelay signal transduction system; phosphorylation. Lineage: Eukaryota; Fungi; Basidiomycota; Exobasidiomycetes; Ceraceosorales; Ceraceosoraceae. The record is from RefSeq and is a predicted model, not a curated record. Gene Ontology annotation, molecular function: phosphorelay sensor kinase activity. Gene Ontology annotation, cellular component: membrane.
AUGGCAGCCGCAGUGUCCAUGCCCUCCAAUGUGGGCGUAGGCUCUUCAGGUCCUCAAAGAAGCGCUUCAAGCAUGUCGCGCACCACUUCGUCUCCUCUACCAGACUUGGGUCACUUACCGGACAACUUUGUGGACCAUCUACUCCUCAUCACCCAAUCUCUAGUCAACACCAAGCCACCCGUGGCGCUCAGAAGGCUGCAAGAUGCGGGACUGACGAGGAUCUCGCCCGCGGUCUCGACGCCGCCGGAACAGGAUGAUGUUGCCAAUGCUCCAGGUCAAGCUGCCGAAGAACUUGGGGAAUCAGAGGAUGGUGCAAGUGUCGGAAGCGAGUACGAAACCGCGCUUGGGCAUGGCUCACCUUCGGCUAAAAGAGCUUCCUUGCUCGGAGCAUCAGGGCCUAGCAAUGGGCUGCACAGAGCACAAGGGCCGGACUUGCAAGACCACAGUGAAGGUGUUGUCUCUUUACCGCUCCCGCGCUUUCACUUUGAUGACGGAGACUCGCGCACUCAGCAGAUCGAGUCGAACCUGGGUCGUCUAGUGGAGAGGCUUUGGAAAGCAGAGGAAGAUCUGGAAGAUGUACUGCUCAAGCAGGCAGCAGCUUCGGGUGUGAGCUCUGCGGGAGCACUUACAGGCGCAGUGUCUGGCCAUGCAAGUCCGCUGCCAAUCUUUGCAACGCAGCAUGCCGGUCUCGCGUCGGUGCAGCGCUCAGCGGGUGAUGUGUUGUCGCCCCACGCUUCUUCGCUACCAGCUGCUGCUUCAGCUGCUUCUUCGCCCAACGAGACUCGAACGGAGGCCAAGUCCUCGAUUUUGCCUGGCUUUCCUUACCCGCUGUCCGGCGCUCACCCUCAAUCUUCGACGUACCCCCUCUCCUACCCCCUGGGCAUGGGUCGCGAUGGACCGGUGCUCCUCACGCCAGCCAGAGGCACAGCUGAUGCGCCGGAAAAUGCAGUUGGAGCUUUCGAAAAGUACAGCGACGAGAGUGGUCUGAGCGCGCAGGAAGAGCUUCGACUGUUGAAAGCGCAAGUUCAGGACAUUGCCAGAGUGUGCAAAGCGGUUGCCUUUGGAGACCUUUCUCAGCAUAUCACCGUGCCCGUGCAGGGCCAUGUGAUGGUAGAGCUAAAGGACAUCAUCAAUCAGAUGGUGGAUCGACUAUCCACCUUUGCUGCUGAGGUCACUCGCGUCUCCCUCGAAGUGGGCACCCAAGGCAAGCUUGGUGGGCAGGUGGAAGUAGAAGGCGUGGAGGGUCGCUGGAAGGAGCUCAAGGACGUCGUCAAUCGACUUGCCGAGAACCUUACCACUCAAGUCCGAGGUGUCGCCUCAGUCACUAAGGCUGUUGCACGAGGAGAUCUUUCGAAGCAGAUCGAAGUAGAGGCAGAUGGCGAGAUCUUGGAGCUGAAGGUGACGAUCAAUGUGAUGGUCGAUCAACUGAGGCAUUUUGCCAACGAGGUAACCCGCGUGUCCAGAGAAGUAGGCAGUCGUGGCCAGCUGGGUGGACAAGCGCAUGUGCCAGGCGUGCAAGGAGUCUGGAAGGAAUUGACCGUCAAUGUAAACCGCAUGUGCUCCAAUCUUACCGAACAAGUCAGAUCCAUUGGUAUGGUCACCACUGCCGUCGCCAAGGGUGACCUGACCAAGGUCAUUGAUAUCGAGGCUGAGGGUGAAAUGGCCCAGCUCAAAGACACUGUCAACUCGAUGGUUGGCCAGCUCCGGGUGUUCGCUAGCGAGGUGGUCCGCAUGUCGAUGGAAGUCGGAACGUACGGCAAGCUUGGAGGCCAAGCUCAUGUUCCGAACGUUGAAGGCACCUGGAAGGACCUGACAGAGACUGUCAAUAAGAUGGCAGACAACCUCACGAGUCAAGUUCGAGAGAUCGCUCGCGUUACUAAAUGUGUCGCCGAAGGUGUGCUCACCGAGUUCAUCACUGUGGAUGUCAAGGGAGAGAUUCUGGAUCUCAAGAUGACAGUCAACAACAUGGUCAGGCAACUCAAGACGCUUUCUGAUGAGAUCAUCAGAGUAUCUGUCGAGGUCGGCACAGAAGGUAGACUUGGGGGUCAGGCCAAUGUGGACGAUGUGAAAGGACAAUGGCAAAUUCUCACCGAAAGAGUCAACAUGAUGGCCAGCAACUUGACGACGCAGGUACGAUCAAUCGCCACCGUCACUACAGCUGUCGCCCGCGGCGACCUUAGCAAGACGAUCAAUGUGGAAGUCAGAGGAGAGUUCCUCGACCUCAAACUUACUGUCAACAAUAUGGUCGAGUCACUUCGAACGUUCUCCACAGAGGUUACUCGUGUGGCAAAGGAAGUCGGAACCGAAGGCAAGCUGGGUGGUAGAGCCACUGUGCUCGGCGUUGGCGGAACAUGGAAAGACUUGACAGACUCUGUCAACACGAUGGCGGCGAAUCUCACGCUGCAGGUGCGAACUAUCGCCCACGCUACAACCGCUGUCGCUCGAGGCGAUCUCACCCAAAAGGUCACCAUUUCCGUAUCGGGAGAGAUUCUCGACCUGGUCAACACCAUCAACAACAUGAUUGACCAACUGUCGUUCUUUGCUUCAGAAGUGACCCGGGUGGCACGAGAGGUAGGAACCGAGGGCAAACUGGGUGUACAAGCACAAAAGAAAGAUAUCAAGGGCAAGUGGGCUGAAAUCACGGACAACGUCAACAUUAUGGCGAACAACCUCACGUCGCAAGUGCGUGCGUUCGCACAAAUCACCGCAGCUGCAACGGAUGGAGACUUUACCAGAUUCGUCACUGUCGAAGCCUCCGGAGAAAUGGAUUCGCUCAAGACUAAGAUCAAUCAGAUGGUCUACAGUCUGCGCGAUUCUAUUCAGAAGAAUACCGCCGCCAGAGAAGCAGCCGAGCUGGCGAAUCGCAGCAAGUCCGAAUUUUUGGCAAACAUGUCGCACGAGAUCAGGACACCGAUGAACGGGAUCAUCGGCAUGACUGCUCUCACACUCGAGACGGAGUUAUCUAGAAGUCAACGCGAGAAUCUUGUGACCGUCUCAACGCUGGCAGGCAACUUGCUUGCCAUCAUCGACGAUAUCCUCGACAUUUCCAAGAUCGAAGCGGGUCGGAUGAAUGUUGAAGAGAUUCCCUUCUCUCUGCGAAGCAUCGUCUUCAGCGUCCUCAAGACGUUGUCGGUCCGAGCGACCCAGAAGAAGCUCAAUCUGAUGUACGAAGUGGCAUCCGAGGUGCCUGACCCCCUCAUUGGUGACGCGCUUCGCCUCAAGCAAAUCAUCACCAAUCUGAUUGGUAACGCCAUUAAGUUCACUGAUGCCGGCGGACGGGUAGCGCUCAAGUGUACGCUGGCCAAGAUGCUUUCGCCAAGUUCGGCGCUCCUGGAAUUCUGCGCUUCCGACUCUGGUAUCGGUAUCAAGCAGGACAAGCUUGACGUCAUUUUCGACACCUUCUGUCAAGCUGACGGCUCUACGACCAGAAAGUAUGGUGGCACAGGCCUGGGCCUGUCUAUUUCGCGCAGAUUGGUCAACCUCAUGGGCGGUGACCUUUGGGUGAGGUCAAAUUACGGCAGAGGUUCCGACUUUUUCUUCACCAUGCUCGUCGAGCUGGACCGUGUGGAUGGCGAGCAGGUCAACGAAAAGAUGCAUCCGUACGUGGGCCGGAACAUUUUCUACCUUGACACCUUGCAUGACCGGACGGGUGUCCAAGGUAUGCUGGAGGAGCUUGGGCUCAAGGUGUUCACUGCACAUAGCGUUGAAGAAGCGGCUCAGCGUAAACGCAACAUGCCACGCAUCGAUGCCAUCAUUGCCGACUCACUCAGCGUCAUCGAAGAUUUGCGAACUGUCGAGCAUCUCAGAUACAUCCCGAUCAACUUGGUCUCUCCUUCGGCACUCACUCUGAACCUCACCUAUUGUCUCGACCACGGCAUCUCGUCCUACACCAACACGCCCAUCACACUCGCCGACCUGUUCGCAACCCUACUGCCAUCGCUCGAGAGCAGUGCAGCAGCCCCAUCAGAGGGCAACAACGAGGUGUCUUAUGACAUACUUCUGGCGGAAGAUAACGUCGUCAACCAGAAGCUGGCCUGCAAAAUCCUGCAAAAUCAAGGCCACAAGGUGGAUGUGGUAGACAACGGCCAAUUGGCAGUCAUGGCGGUCAAGAAGAGGAAGUACGACGUGAUCUUAAUGGACGUCUCUAUGCCGGUCAUGGGAGGCAUUGAAGCUACAAUUGCGAUUAGAGAAUUCGAGAGCACCCUGCCCACCGAUGACAGGGUCCCCAUCGUUGCCCUCACAGCGCACGCCAUGCUUGGCGACAAGGAGAAGUGCCUGCAGGCAGGUAUGAGCGCUUACGUCUCCAAGCCCAUUCGAAGAGUAGAGUUGAUCAGUACCCUGCAUUCCCUCUUGUCUGCCAAGAAGGGUGGGCCGAGAUCAAGACCCCAGUAG